Dermacentor albipictus is the source of this 3543-nucleotide messenger RNA. RefSeq lists its product as uncharacterized. Lineage: Eukaryota; Metazoa; Arthropoda; Arachnida; Ixodida; Ixodidae. The record is from RefSeq and is a predicted model, not a curated record.
CUGCCGGACAUUCCAAAGGGCUAAAAUGUCGUCGCACGUCCGGUUCUUCCACCGACGGAACCAGAGCCGUGAGCAGCGGCUCCUGGCCAUCCAGCAGGCGGCCUCGGCGGCCAGCAGAGGCCAACACCUGUCGCGCGACAUGAAGGCCCUGCUCACCAACCUGUCGCCCGCCGAGCGAAGGCUGGUCGCCAUCAAGAACAACCUCCAGGUCACCCCGGGCCACGCGGUGCCCUUCCGGCGGGUGCGGUCGCAGUCCGUGAUGUUCCAGGCUGACCCCAGCCGCCGCAGCCCCGUGCGCGCUCGCUCGCUGUCGGUCAGCGACUUCGGCGAGCGGCCCCGGCUGCAAAGCUUCGGCGCUCCGGGGCGGCUCACGGCGCACGAGGAGGACGCCCGAUUCCGGAGGUACACGCGCCAGGUGUACGUCCUGUUCGCGGUGCUGGCCGCCGUCGUCGCGGCCGUCGCCUGCUACACCUUCCAGAGGAUCCGACACCGGAAGGACCAGCAGCUGCACGACGCGGCACAGCAGCUGGACUUAUGAGCGUCUCCCUACGGCAAGCGGACACGUCCCGACUAGCGGCACUUCUGGAAGCAGAUUCGAUCGAUCGGUAGGUAUCCCGGCUACUGCCAGGGAAGCUGGCUGUGCACUUGCGUGGAGCAUCAAAGCGAUGGUAGCCGAGCGCAGCCGGCGACGCCAGGACCCUUCGGAACUCGGCAGCUAGCGACGUGGCACACCUCAGCUGCUGACAAGAAAGCGGCACGCACUCAUGGUUCGUGAGGGAGACCAAACCGACCUUGGCCGGAGGACGCCUCUUUUAGAAAAUCAGCGCUAUUGAAUGGUGACUGACGACGACGCACAUUCUUGCCACCGCCAGGAAAACGGUAUACACAGCUCUCCACGUUCGCCCAAGACGUCGUGGCGGAUUGACCGGUAUGGUUGCCGGCUGCUAUUUACAAAGAUUUAAAAGCGAGAGCACAUUUGCCACUGCAUGGUUGGUGACUGCAUCGUGUUUCUGACUAGUUAUGUUUUCGAGCUAUAGCCGCUUUGCGCAUGUCUAGUGGAAACGCUUGGGAGCAGAUAUGUUGGCUGCACUCGAGAGACGGUUUAAUCAAUUUUCGCUUCAACGCGGCUUCGUCGGGGUGACGUCAUUGUUUGGUAUGACCGCUUUUUUCAGCAAUCUAUGUACAACAGGACAUCCUGGCGCUCUUACCCUUCCUUCUUAUAAUAUGCAAACCCUUAACAGCGCGUGUGCAUACACUGAACGUGCAACAGUAAUUCUCUCAUUCAUGUGACGCACUGUUUUACGAUGAUUUAAUGAAUGUCUUUCCAUAUGCCGCACGCUUCUCGUAAAAGAAUCACUUGGUACGAUAGUAUCCAGGGUGUCCAACAAUCAUGCACCAAGAUUUAAAAGUAUGAAAAUGCCACGUAGCUGGACAGAACCAAGGUAAUGUUGUUUGUCGUCCCUUGUCGAUACUCAGACUAUCUUUUGCAUUCCACCUAAUGACACAGUUCUAAUUAAUUGAUCAACUUCUCAAACAUAAUUAGAUGAAAACUGUCAAUGAGAAAAUUGCAGAACAUGAAAAACUACCGAUACAGCUUUCUGUUGCUGAAUACGUGCUACACAAGUGUCUUCCGGGCGUGGAAGAAGCCCGUGAAUAUACGGAAAAUGUCUCGAGCGGCCGGUCGCGCGACAAUUUUGCGUCUAUUGACGGGCUUCUUUCACGCUCGGAAGAACACUAUUAUGCAACACGUAUAGCACAACAUAAAGCUGUGUCGGGCGUUUUUAAUGUUGCUCUAAAAUUCUAUCAUUGAUAAUUUUCAUCUAAUAUUUGGUUAAUUCAUCAAUUAAGACUAAUUUAUAUAAUUACGUGGAAUGCAGGAAAAUAUUCUAUUUCCAACAGACGGCAAACAGCAUUACCCUGAUUCUGUCCAGCUACUUGGCAUUUGCAUACAUUUAAAUGUUCGUGCACGAUAGUUGGAUCACCCUGUCUGUUGGGCCGUGCCAACCAGUCUGUAAUGUGCAAGGCGCAACAUAAUUACGCUUGCUACUUGUCGUUCGGCGUCGUCGGCACCUGAUGCUAUGUCUUCUAUUUCCUCUAGCAAUACCUCUCAAUCGCUCACGCCUUCCCUCUUAACAAAACACGCACCGUAUUUGCACACUACCGUGCAUCACCACGCACGCUUGUGACAACCGUGACGCCGCCUGAGACUGUACCGUCUUGUGAUGUCCUCACCAUUGCUGCUGCUUAAUGUGACACUCGGAUAACGGUUGUACUUCGCGGGAUGCAAUCUGUCGGCUGUACUACCCCCUUUUCCACUCUGCACUUGUUUUCUUCACCAUGACGCAGAGUUAUUCUUUGCUUUGAUGAACUGUUAUCCUUGAUCAGCAAUGCUAGGCCACGCCGAGCUGGCAAAAAGCAGAAAUGUGCAUUCGAAUAUGCCUGAUCAACCUUUCGACCACAUUGUCAUCAAGCUGUCCGUGUUGCCUGCUAUUGUAUUUCAGCUUUCAUAUACAAGGUGUUUCAGCGAACACUUUAAAAAUCAUUAAAGGUUGCCUGUGGCAAAUAGCACAAUUCCAGUUCAUGAGGUGGUCCACUCGAAGCGGCGGAUACUACUUGCAAAAAAAAAACCAACACAAAAAAUAAAUUGAAAUUGAUAAUCAACCAAUUAACAAAAAAUCACUAAAUAACGUUUAAACUAAUCACCUUAUGACCCACGUUGAAAUUUACAAAUUCUAUCCGUGGAGUUCGCGGCGCUGAUUCACUUGGAACGAAUUCUCAGGCUGACACCAGUUUCUGAGAUAUUCCCGAACUUUGCGGAAAUGGAGUGUCGCUCCAGUUACUUUUGUGUUUGAAUGCAUCAAACGUUUCGUUAACAAAGUAACUGGAACGCCAAUGCAUUUUUCCGUAAAGUUCGGGAAUUCAUACUUCGAAACAGGUGUCAUCCUGAGAAUUCCAUCCAAGCGAAUCCGCCUUGCGAACUCCACGGCUAGUAAAUUGCAAUAUGGGCCAUACGGUAAUUAGUUAGAGUUUGUGUUUUUAAUGAGUCUAUUACGCAUUUUCAUUUUUUGUAUAUGCAUAGUUGUAACACCCGGCAUAUAUACUACAUCCCACCACAUCCACCACCAAUUUGAAUUCUCAACAGCACACUUUUCACUUCAGACGUCUAGUUUUCACCCUCAUUAGCGAAAAACAAAUGGUAGGCGACCCUAGCCUUUGACUUAGGUGUCUCUUAGUAGCGCUCGCGCCUCGGCGUUGUUCUUUUAGGUUAACUUUAGACAAACGCAACGGACGAACCGAACUCGGAGGCAACCGUUUCCCUUUAAUAAAGCGGUUAAAUAUCAUGGCACCUUGUGUGUGACGUCAUUGGUGACGCCAUUACUUCCGCUUUCUACAUCCGGGUUUCCAGGAAUUUCGCGAAAGCCGCGCUCACGUAGCGCGUCUCUAAAGUCUACGAUUCUGUGUUUUUAUGUGCAGUCAUGAGUGAUUUCUAAUUAUGCCAGACACUUUAGUAACUGAUGUUGUAAAUAAACUUAUUCUCUGAUA